AGAUAUAGUGAAACUACUAAAAUACAAUCCACUAACAAGGAAGAAUAACUAUGACUUGAAUUUAUUUAUAGUGCUUUGUCAAUCUAAAAUGUAGGAGAUAAGAAUUUUUUAGGACGAGGAGAAUAGCACUAAAUGUUAUGUUGAAGUAUAUAAAAUUGAAUUUAAGACAUUAAGCUGAUACAUUUUAGAAGAUAAAUUUUUGUCACCUGGUGCAAAAAGUGACACACCUAGAAAUUUUCCGUAAUGACACAAAAUAAAGAAAACAACAAAAGCCAUGAAAGCAAUGCUGAAUAUACCAAAGAACAACAAGUACUUGUGGACAGGACACUAGCUUAUCCAGAAUGUAUGUAUUACGACAUCCUUGAAGUUCCGAGACUGUCACCUAUAGAUGUUAUAUCAAAAUCGUACAGGAGGCUGUCCUUACAACUACAUCCCGAUAAAAACAAAGCACCAAGAGCAGAGGAAGCAUGCAAAGUGAUAAACAAUGCUUAUGACAAACUGAGUGACACCGAGAGUAAACACCUAUAUGACACAGUAGAGCUACCCAAUAUAGAAGAACGCUUAAGACAGAGGAACAGGACUCAUAGUUAUUCAGCGGAAGCAGAACAAAAUUCACAAAACCAGACAUAUUGUGAUCAUCAACAAACAUUUAGCCGACGAAGGACUAUUUUUGAAAGGAUGGACGAAGAUUUUGUCAAACUUGUAUUGAUGCUUGGUGUACCUAUACUUAUUCUGUUGUUGUAUCCAGUCAUCAGCUAUAUGUUUUCUUCUAACGAGAUUUUUAUGCUGCGUAGAUCAGGAGUAUAUACAGAACAACGUUUCACUAGUGUGAGAAGAAUUCCUUACUAUGUAAAGAAAGGCUAUCAACCAAGUAAUUUACAAGCAUAUCAUGAUUUGGAGAAAAAUGUAGAAUUGAAAUAUUAUAGGAUAAAGAAUCCGUAUUCAUAAUAGAUAUUGGUGUAAUACAAUAAUAACUGUUCUGGCUAAGACAUUUGAGUUAUAAGGAAACUGACAUAAAUUAUACUGAUACAGAAUCGAUGGUAGAGGGUGUGGAUGGGGUUUACAGAAUAGAGAAUAAUGGGCAAAAAAAUUAAAGAAUAGAGAAAAAUGGGCGAAGGAAAUAAAGAAUAGAGAAUAAUGGGGUGCUAAAAUAUUAAGAAUAACUGCAAAAAUAAAAAAAAUUGGGUAAAAAUUUACUGAUUACAGAAAAGAACAAUUUCCAGAAUACAGUUAUCAAGUAAUUACAGAGUAUAGCUAUUAUUUUUAAAGAAAAAAAAAUAAUGAGCGAAUAAAUUAAAGAAUACAGAAAUGAAGGACCACCCAUCCAUACCCUCAUGGUAUAAAAAGAAACAAUGUUCAAGUCAAUUUGAAAUAUGAAAGUUAUACAGAUUUAAAAACAUGAUUUUCAAAAUCUUACAGAUAAACAUAUUGCUACUCUAGAUAUUGUUUGUGAUCUUGUCAAAUUUCAAGGUGCUGCGGUAAGAUAUUUCCUACUUUACAUCAUUUGAAAUUAGUAAUAUUGCCCAACAGGACUAGGGUAUUAAUAAACAGUUACAAUUUU
This is a messenger RNA of Mytilus californianus (California mussel), 1561 nucleotides long. Its product is annotated as dnaJ homolog subfamily B member 1-like. Bases 244 to 948 code for a protein of 234 amino acids. The transcript has 8 exons. Gene Ontology annotation, biological process: cellular response to misfolded protein. The record is from RefSeq and is a predicted model, not a curated record. Gene Ontology annotation, cellular component: endoplasmic reticulum membrane. Lineage: Eukaryota; Metazoa; Mollusca; Bivalvia; Mytilida; Mytilidae. Gene Ontology annotation, molecular function: Hsp70 protein binding.